AUGGUGAACCCUUCGGACACGCCCCAAGCGUCCCCAUCAUCCCCUCCCGAGCAAAUUAUCCCCCCGCGUUUCAUUCAGCUGGUCAAGGAGAUCGAUCGCGGGGCCACGGGGUGCGUGUGGCUGUGCCGCGACACCCGCGUGCAGGUGGCGGGGAAGGAGGCCGUGGCGGUGAAGUUCAUACGGCGGGGCAGCGUGGACGAGCGCGUCAAGCGCGAGCUGCUGAUCGUGCGGAAGCUGUACCACCGCCACAUCGCGCUGUUCAGGGAGGCCGUGCUGGGGCCCACGCACCUGUGCCUGCUGUUCGACUUCGUGCCCGGCGGGAACCUUGAGAGUUACCUCAAGAGCAUGGGCGGAAUCCUGCCAGAGUACAUCGCGCGCUUCAUCUUCCAGCAGCUGGUGCUGGCAGUGGACUUCUGUCACCAAGUGCCUCCUGAUGGCAUCAUGAACCGCGAUCUGAAGCUCAACAACGUGCUCGUGGAGAAUCCCAAGGAGCAGUUUCCCCACAUCGUGCUCUGUGACUUCGGCUUUGGGAAGGAGAGUGGGGCAGAGCCCACCAUAAGCCACCUGGGCACAAAGAACUAUGCUGCUCCAGAAAUCAUCUGGAGGUCGAGCAGGAACAACAGGUACGACGGCAAGAAGACGGACAUCUACUGCCUGGGUAUCUGCCUACACCGGAUGGUCCUCGGAGCGUUCCCCAAGCACCCAGAGGCGGGCGAGGGCCAGCCGAGCAGCGCGGAGGAGCGCCUCAGGCGCAUGGGCCUGGAGCUGCACGGCGACCUGCGCGUCCUGCAUGGCUCCCCCCAGCUGGCGGCCCUCCUGACCGGCCUCCUGCAGCCCAACCCCGCCUACCGCUUCACCAUGGAGGACGUCUGGCGGGACCCCUGGUUCCAGACGGAGCUACCGGUGAACGACGACGGCAGCCCCGUGCGCAGCUACAACACCGCCAUGCUGGCGUUCCACGCCCAAGGGACGCACCUGCAGGACGGGCAAACGGAGGAGGAUCUGCGGCGGAUGGUGGAGGAGGCCAGGGCGGCGUAG
Messenger RNA from Ostreobium quekettii, 1038 nucleotides. The record is from the annotation of a GenBank genome assembly. Lineage: Eukaryota; Viridiplantae; Chlorophyta; Ulvophyceae; Bryopsidales; Ostreobiaceae.